Messenger RNA from Babesia bovis T2Bo, 2792 nucleotides. RefSeq names its product putative integral membrane protein. Bases 10 to 2772 code for a protein of 920 amino acids. The transcript is spliced from 2 exons. NCBI's taxonomy places the organism in Eukaryota, Apicomplexa, Aconoidasida, Piroplasmida, Babesiidae. The record is from RefSeq and is a predicted model, not a curated record.
UAAUAUAUAAUGAAGGACUGGUUUCUAGGAAAAGUUAACGAAUUGGGAGAAAAGGCGGUGGAUUCUGUUGUUAACAUCGUACUGUCGCGAAAUGACAAAACUAUCACGGAAUUUAAACAGACACCGCUAAUAGCGGCGAUAUCCAAAAGCGUCAAUUCGCACAUUACUAUCAAGCAAUCUAAUCUGGGAGUUAAUACCGGCAUAUCAAGGAAUGAAGGAAAUCUGGCAAUGGCACAAGUGGAUCUCAUAGAGUCCAGAUUCGUGUGCUAUCCCACACAAGUGCCUAAAGCAACGUCGCCAAUAACCACCAGAAUGAAUCGUGCCAUGACGGAGCAACAACGGGGAUCCAUAUAUUUCGAUGGACUUGGAGCUAUACCAACAAAUGUAUGCAGAUAUAGCGUGUCGUUGAGCUGUGACGGCAGGAUUGCUACCUCACCAGCGAUUGAAAUGACAGGAGCUGGUUAUAACAGUAUACAGUGGAAUCAUAUAUUCGUCAUGGAUAUCGACGAUAUAUGGGUAGACCUAAAUCUGAUAGUAAGAGCAGAAAUGGAUUUCAAUCAAUUCAGCCAACAGCAGCAUGGUAGACAUUCCAUGUCACGCUCCUCAACAGGCGUUAAGCUUCAAAAAAAUACAUCGCAAGUGUCACGUGGUGAGACUGUACCAUCAGAAUCUGCUGAUGAACAACAUCUGGAGUCAGUUUAUGGAAAGACGAAAUAUGUACAGCGUAUUGGAAGGGCUAUCCUAUCAGUACCCAUGCUAUUAGAUUCACUAGAAGUACAUAGCACGGAUACCCUCAGGGAGUCCAGUGCGUUUAGUCACACAGAUAUUCCUACGGAUGAUUACGAAACCCAGGAAGUACCAAGCGUGGAGACUAUAUCAAGGCAAGCAACGACGUCUAAAGGAUAUGAUCUAUCCGAAAGGAUGCAUAAGGUAUUACAUGAAAUUGAUACGAAUAUUAAUGAUAACUUGAAAAUAGACAGGAAAGCAUCGCAAAGCGAUUUACUGAGAAAUAGAGAGGCCAAAGAUAGUACGAAUGUACAUGCUGCAUCAAACGAUGAAGGAUCGUUAUCGGAUGAUACCUUUGACGCCAUAGAUGAGUAUGUAGAUAUCGUAACAAAUGGUGACCAUCAGGCGCAAGGGUCUGAUACCACAAAUAGUGCUUACGAAAGUGCUGAGUUGGACACCAGACCAGUAACUAACAGUGACAGUAGUAACAGGUCACGCAGUAACUCGGGUAGUACAUAUGAACAUGCUACCGAAUCAAGUCCAAGUGAUGUUCUGAAACGUUACAGUAGUGGCACGAAGUCACCGGGGUUGUCGGGACCUAAUACAGAAAACGUUCUCGAUACUAAAUUUAACGAGCCAGAUAUAUCGCAUGUGAGUAAUGUCAUGACUAAUGAAGCCUCUAUGGAUGCCACGCAACGUAAAAACAGCAGUGAUAGUGCAUCCGGAUUGCAUAUAAACCCUGUAGACGGUUAUCCAUACUUUGUUGAAACUAUUGCAACAUUGCAGAUGCUGCCAUUCCACGAACAUAAAUGGGAUGACUCUAAGUUCGUGAAACCCUCAGAAGGGUACCCAAGCUACGGUAUGAAGGCACCAACACUGCCGCUAGGUUAUAUAGAUAUAAGAGUAAGGAUUUACCUCAAAAACAAACCACAGCUGCUAGCGUUACUAAGCUGCAGAAAACCACCAAGGCAUUUCUGGAGAGUACCCGCAGAAUUCGAAAUGUUCCAUACAAGCAUGAUAGUUAAAAGAAUGGCUGCAUUCAUCAACGAAAAGCCAAGGUGGAUCAACCAUAUGCUGCUGCCUACAUGGCCAUAUAAGCAUCCGUUCUAUAUACUUGCUUUCUGGAUUAUCGUGCUAGACGCAAUGGUAUUUGCGCCAUUGCCAAGGAUAGUACUUGAUUUCUAUGCACUAUUGGCAUUAGUGGCUAUAUACUACAGACUGGAUGUAGGACCCAUGAAGUAUUAUGGUCUAUGCGAUACACAUAAAGAAGCACAGAAUGUAACAAGAGAUGUUGUGGAGGACUAUAGCGAUAUAAAGGGGAUAUCAUUAAAGAAUUUAACACAAAGAAGAACAUCAAUAAACCCGGAAGAAGAAACGCCUGAGAUAUUGUCAAGUAGAUCAGAAAACCAUGCUACACAAGUACCACAUAUGAAUGUAAAAAGAGCGGAUUCAGAUUCAAGAAUAGGAUUAAAUGAAAGGAAAGUAUCACCACAACGUGGACACAUAACACUAAAGAGAUCAAGUUCUAAGAUUAUAACACCCACAGGAUAUCGUGAAGUUGGAGCUAGGAGAUAUAAAGGUGGAAAUCGCUGGGCGAUUUUCGCCGAUGACCUAGAAGGAACGAACCUAGAAGAUAUUGUCAAAAAUAUAAUCAACAUCAUGCUGAAAGUACAACUAGCAUUGGGAUACGUCAUAAUGGCACUAGACAAACUGAAGUAUUCAUUGGGAUGCACGGAUUCAUUGUCGUGGCUCAUGGCAUUAAUCACGCUGGCAUGUACGUCAGUACCAAUCUGCGCAACAGCAUACGUCAUCUGGAAGGUACCAACGCUGGCAUGGAGAUUAGGAUUCUACAUCAUAGUGGCCAUAUACUGCUUCACAUACUACUGGACCGACGAAAUUCUAAUAGUUGAAGUUAUAAAACAAAUUUUCCGGCUGAUAAAAUUCAAUUGGGUCGCCACACACCUUAAAUACUGGUACCAAAGAGCGCCAGACUCAAGAGAAGCGGAACACCGCGCGACAACAAUGCUACAGAUAACGAGAAAUUGAAUCAUGUACACAUGAUCGCA